Molecule: messenger RNA, 2094 nt
Organism: Cladophialophora yegresii CBS 114405
Lineage: Eukaryota; Fungi; Ascomycota; Eurotiomycetes; Chaetothyriales; Herpotrichiellaceae
Exons: 1
Coding region: 1-2094 (697 amino acids)
Molecular function (GO): hydro-lyase activity
Source: RefSeq, a predicted model, not a curated record
AUGUCAGAUGCCAUCGUCCGCCAACCUAUGACUGUAUGUCAAAAGAUCCUGGUUCACCAUGCCCUGGGUCUUGACGUACCAUUUGUGGAGCCAGGAACAGUCAUUCGCAUUGCCCCAGAUUGGUUCCUGUCAUCCGAGGUUGCUUGGUUCGGAAUGAACAAAAGCUACGAGCGGAUGGGCCGUCCUGGAAUUCGUCGUCGGGACAGGUUUUGGCUUGCAGGAGAUCAUGUCGUGGAUCCGAGAGUCAAUCAUCAAGCAUAUGAGAGGUCUCUCAUUGAGGCUUGUGAUCAGAUUGCCAAGGAAAUGGACCUCGGUGACAAUUAUGCGGGCCAUAACACCACUAUUAUGCACACAGAAUACUACCGCUCUCGAUGCCAGCCUGGGAUGCUCGUCAUCGGCGCCGACUCACAUACCUCAUCUGCAGGCGCUCUAGGCAGCCUGGCAAUCGGCGUCGGCGUUACUGACAUGAUCCUGCAGCUUGUCACUGGUGAGACCUAUUUCGAGGUACCAGAGAUUGUCCGCAUCAAUCUUGUCAACAAGCCGCCCCUAGGUGUCAGCGGCAAAGAUGUCAUCCUUGGUGUGAUGCGCAAACUCAGGAGGAAUACCGUCGCUGCAGGUCGGCUAGUCGAGUACACAGGGGAUGGACUGCAAUAUUUGUCAUGCGAUGCCAGGUUUGCGAUUGCGAACAUGACAACGGAAUUUGGUGGCAUCGGAGCUUGCGUGGUUCCAGAUGGGAUCACUCUCGAAUACAUCCAGCGUCGGCGAGAUUCACGACACAAGUCCGAUAGCAUGUACUUUCAGCCGGAUCCCUCCGCGCAGUACGCGGAGUCGUUCGACGUCGACCUGGCGGAUCUGGAGCAUUUCAUCGCGCUGUAUCCAUCUCCAGACAAUGUCGUCCCAGUCAGCGAAGCUGAGGAAAAGCUCCAGAAUUUGCAGGGAGUCUUCAUUGGGGCCUGCACCACCACAGAGGAAGAGUUGAUCCUUGCAGCACUGGUACUGAAGGAAGCAAUGGCUCAAGGUAUGAAACCUGCUGCGCCUGGACUGCGACGUCUUACGCCAGGGUCGAACUCCAUCGUCAGCAGACUCAAAGAAUUGGCGCUGUUGGACGUCUAUGAGCAGGCUGGAUUUGUGAUUGGUCCUGUUGGUUGCAGCUACUGCGUAGGCAUGGGAGUCGACAAAGCCGGCCAAGGCGAAGUUUGGUUGUCGUCGCAGAACAGAAACUAUCGCGAUCGGAUGGGUCCGGGCUCAAUCGCGAAUAUCGGUUCGGCGGCAACUGUUGCAAUCUCCAGUUUCUCGAUGUCGUUACAGAGCCCGGAAGAUAUUCUUCGGGUGAUUGACAUGGCCGAAUUUGAUGCCAUGAGGAAGUACAAACCCCGACAGCCGAGGCCGUCUCCUAAAUAUGCCCAACCUGAGCUACCCGCUCCUGUCUUGACCGAUAGCUUCGAUGAACAUAGGGCAGGCGAUCACAGAAAGCCGCCAUCGCUUCCCGAGUCGAUCCAAGGCCGUAUCCAGCGAUUCGGAGACAAUGUUGAUACCGACAGUAUCAUCCCAACCGAUAAAUGUCAUUCUCAUCUGACUCGGGAGGAGGUUGCCCGAGGUGCAUUUUGCUACACCCGGCCUGAGUUCUACGACCGUGCCCAGGCAGGUGCCACGAUCAUUGUUGCCGAGAAGAGCUUUGGUUGUGGAUCUUCUCGAGAGCAAGCUCCAAGAGCAUUACUGGAGGCUGGGAUCCAAGCUGUCGUUGCCAAGUCCUAUGCUUUCAUCUAUCAGCGAAACCAGGUCAACAAUGGGUUGAUGGGGAUCAGGAUUCAGGACGACGAGUUCUACCGACUCGCUCAAGAAGGUAAAGAAAUUGUGAUUGAUGUCAAGAAUCGCAAAAUCUAUUGUGAAGGAAUGACGUGGGACUUUCGACUGGAUCGAAUUCAAGAACAGCUGCUCGCGGAGGGUGGGCUCCUCAGCACGUAUGAGAGAUAUGGACCAAGCUUGUUCUCGAAAUUGCAGAGUCUCAACCAGGCAGCCGGACAAAGGAAAGCGAACGUAGCGCAAGAGGCAGUUGCUGACAUAUCCGGGCACGCAGCGUCUGUGGAGUGGUGA